CAAAUCUCUUUCUCUCAUCGAUCUACACACUGAAACUUCAGUUCCACUGUCAACAUGAGGAUCCUCAACUGGAUGCAAAAGAAGUUCAAUGGAAAACCAGACAACAAGAGAUCAUUUGAUCCUGUUUCCAUCUCAGCUCCUUCAUAUGAUCGGAAAGAAGAGUUCAGUGAUUGGCCGCAAGCUUUACUGGCCAUCGGAACUUUUGGAAACAAAGAAAUCAGUGAAAAACAAGAAACAACACAGCAUGAUGAUGAAUCUUCAGAAGAUGAGCUCCAUGAAGAUGAAACAUCUCAAGACUUGCAAGACUUCACUCUUGAAGAAGUGACCAAGCUGCAGAAUGAGCUCACAAAACUACUAAAACAUAAACCAAAGCCAAAACCUGAUGCACCAGAGAUCACCGGAGAAGAUAGAGCUAAUCUUCCACUCAAUAGGUUCCUCAAUUGUCCUUCAAGUUUAGAGGUUGAACGUAUAGCAAACAUUAAUGAAGCUAAGAUUAUUCUCAACAAAGCCAAAGAUGCUUUGAUGGAUAAUGGAAGUAAGAUUCGACGAAGAUCGAUCUCUUUUCUUCUAAAGAAGAUGUUUGUUUGUAAAUCUGGUCUUCCUCCAAUGCCUAACAUAAGAGAUUCAGUUCCUGAGUCCAAGAUUGACAAGUUAUUAAGGAUGAUCUUGCACAAGAAAAUAUAUCCUCCGAGUUCUACUCCAACCUUACUGAAGAAGUACUUGGAUAAGAAACAAGAUGAGAAAAGGAUCAAAGAUGAAGAAGAUGAAGGAUGUAAAUGGGUCAAAACUGAUUCUGAAUUUAUUGUUCUAGAGAUGUAGGAGACUUUGGAUUGGUAACUUUGGAGGACUUGUUUUUACUGUUUCUUAUUAAUACUCAUUCCUGCAGAUUCACAAAGAGUUUGUGAGGAGAAUACAAGAUAUGAAUUGAAAUUCAUGUUGGGCAAAUUUGUG
This is a messenger RNA of Dioscorea cayenensis subsp. rotundata (Guinea yam), 951 nucleotides long. Its product is annotated as protein NEGATIVE GRAVITROPIC RESPONSE OF ROOTS-like. Gene Ontology annotation, biological process: regulation of growth; gravitropism. The record is from RefSeq and is a predicted model, not a curated record. Bases 55 to 819 code for a protein of 254 amino acids. Lineage: Eukaryota; Viridiplantae; Streptophyta; Magnoliopsida; Dioscoreales; Dioscoreaceae. The transcript has 6 exons.